This is a messenger RNA of Drosophila busckii, 2592 nucleotides long. RefSeq names its product serine/threonine-protein phosphatase 2A regulatory subunit B'' subunit alpha. Gene Ontology annotation, molecular function: calcium ion binding; protein phosphatase regulator activity. The record is from RefSeq and is a predicted model, not a curated record. The transcript is spliced from 9 exons. Bases 8 to 2485 code for a protein of 825 amino acids. Gene Ontology annotation, biological process: protein dephosphorylation. Gene Ontology annotation, cellular component: protein phosphatase type 2A complex. NCBI's taxonomy places the organism in Eukaryota, Metazoa, Arthropoda, Insecta, Diptera, Drosophilidae.
AACAAAAAUGCAAGCGACGUCCACGACAACAACAACAACAACCAAAACCAAGAAGCUCAGCAGCAGCAACAGCGUUGGCGCUGGCGCCAUCAGCCAAGCAAUGGUGACCAAGACAACCAAAACAACAACAACAACACACAAGCCAGGAGCGGGAGUUGGAGCGCUCAGACCCAAAUCGCCCAAAGCUGUAAGCAGCGAUGAGCAUGCGGAGAUUGAAUUCGCCAUAAACAAACACGCCGAUGCCAUCUAUCAUGAUUGGAAAAUGCACGGACUGCCUUCCCAGCUGUUUGAUAUGUACGCCAAAACGGCUGCAGCGGGAGAUUUUGUGGAUGUUGCAGCGGCAGCAACAGAUCUAAGCAAUCCCGAGGGCCUGCAGCAAAUCGUCACCAGCUUUGUGAACAAAGACAAGGAGCAGCGCAGCAAGAGCAGCGUCAAAAAAACAGAUGUCAGCGGUCUAACCAAUAGCAAUAGCAAUAGCAGUGUCAAGCUAAAGAAAUCGCUGCAAUCGCCCAAAAAAGUUGCAGCUGUUGCAAGCAAAUCGCUGCCCGAUGUCAACUACAACAUUGAUUUGCAUAUAGACGGCGAUAGCAACAACAAUAGUCAUAGCAGCAGCAAAAGCAAGUUAACCAGCACGCAGCAGAAGCAAUCCACUAAAAAGCUUAGCAACAUCAACAGCAGCAGCAACAUUGGCAGCAGCAACAGCAAAAACAUUGCGAGAGCGAGUGCAACACUUGUAGAUGUUGUUGAUGCGCCUCGUGUGGGGGCGCCAGUAAUUGGUGGCAGUUUGGCGCAUAAAGAUGAGCUAACAACAACAAUAACACUAACAACAGCAACAACACCUGAAACCGCAACAACAACAACAAUUGCGCCAGCAAACAACAACAGCAGUGAACAAAAGCAAAAGCAACCGGCGGCAGCAACAACAACAGCAAGUGCAACAACAAUUAAAGAAAAACCAACGAUCACACGCAAAUCGCCAGAUAAAUUGGCGGACACUACGAUGCCAACGUUGAAUAAAACCAAACCGACAAGCGGCAGCCGUGCAGCGCUUACAAAUGGCCAGGAUAAGGAUAAAAAUUUGGGUCGACCCAUCUUAACACGUGGCUCUGUAGCGGAACGUGUGAUGCUGUUUGAGAAGCGCCCCGAUGUACGCAACUCAUUUCUCGAUAUCAAACGUCCCGUGGAUCCGCCGCCCAAGAGUUUACUCAAGGUAAAGUUGCACGCAACACCGCCACCGCCGCCAACGCAAGAACAGAAUCUGCUACAAAAGGAAAUACGCUCCUCCAAGAGUGUCUACAUACCCAGAUUUUACUUUCCACAUGGCAAGCCGCAGCCAACAAUUGCCAUGGAGCGCGUUAUACGCGGCAUAUUGUCUGCCUUCGAUAGCUUUCCGAACAAUCAGGUAACCAAGGAUGAGCUGCCGCGCAUUCUGAAGCUCUGCGGCUUGCCCUUCUACUGGCGCAUGCCCGUCAUGAUCUUCUGCCAAGCUGGCAGCACAGGCUUAGUCGAGCGUCAGCGCUUUGUGGAGUUCUGGAAACAAAUGAACGUUUAUUGUCAUGAGGCUGCAUCGCGUUUUGUUUACAUUUUGUCGCGUGGUCAGCGCUUCCGUUCCUAUAUUAUGCCAGAGGAUCUGGUGCCCAUGGUGCAAGAUGUGGUGGAUACGCAUCCGGGUUUGGCCUUUCUCAAAGAAGCCACCGAGUUCCAUUCCAGAUAUGUGCACACGGUCAUCGCGCGCAUCUUUUAUUCGGUGAACCGCAGCUGGAGCGGCAAGAUAACCAUAUCGGAACUGAAACGCUCAGAUCUGCUGGAGAUGAUAAGCCUGCUGGAGGAGGAGGAGGACAUAAAUCAAAUCAUGGCCUUCUUUAGCUAUGAGCACUUUUAUGUGAUCUACUGCAAAUUCUGGGAACUGGACAAGGAUCACGAUUUGCUCAUUAACCAAGACGAUCUAGCCAAGCACAGCGACAAUGCGCUGUCCACGCGCAUUGUGGAGCGCAUCUUCUCGGGCUGCGUUACACGCAAUGACAACAAAAAGGCGCCCGAGGAUGAGCCCAAAAUGUCCUACACCGACUUUGUUUGGUUUAUACUCUCCGAGGAGGACAAGCGCACACCCACAGCCAUUGAGUACUGGUUCCGCUGCAUGGACAUUGAUGGCGACGGCGCUUUGUCCAUGUACGAGCUGGAAUACUUUUACGAGGAGCAACAGCAGCGCAUGGAGGGCAUUGGCAUUGAGUGUCUGCCCUUCGAGGAUUGCCUAUGUCAGAUGCUGGAUAUGAUAAAGCCUGUUAACCGUGAUUCCAUUACGCUGGGAGAUCUGAAGCGUUGCAAAAUGACGCACGUCUUCUUCGAUACGUUCUUCAAUCUGGAGAAAUAUUUGGAUCAUGAGCAGCGUGAUCCAUUCGCCUCACAGCGCGAUGAAACUAACUCCGAUUGGGAUCGCUUUGCGGCACAGGAGUACGAACUGCUCAUAUCUGAGGAGAACGAAUGAAGCUCGUUAUAGAAUUUCGGUUUUCUAACUAUUUAACUAUCUACACAUACACACACAUGGAACAAAGAUAUUUAUUUACUUAAACAAUUUUUAUACAAAUUUAUACA